AUGUUUUCAAACACCUCUGGAAGUAUUGACAAAUCAGUCCACGUGCACUGCGCGAGGGAACGUCUAAAUGCAUGUAAUCUUAUCGCCGUUUCUACAGAAGAAAGCGAUAAAAGUGUUGUCGAAAAUUGGAAUCUACUACAAUCAUUUGUCUUCUCCAAAAUUUAUAGGAAUUGCUCAUUGUUAGUGCGGGUCAGGAAUAGUCACAAAUCACAUGAAAGCUGUAUGGCUGGAGAAUCUAUCCAUGGUUACGGCCCAAUGGACGUUGAGCUGGCUAAAGCUACACAGGCCUGUCUGGAUACCGGAAGCGUGCUGCCUAUAAUAAAAGAAGAACUCAAAUGUGCCAUACAGAAUAGACGUUUGGCGGAGGGCAAGACUGAAUUAGCCGUUCAGUUCACACCUCCGACCAAACAGAAGCUUCGUCCAGAAGAAAUGGUUAAAAAAGAAAACAGAAGAGAUCAGAACAGAAGGGCAGCCCGGAAGUUCCGUCAGAAACAAGCAGCUUCAUUAAAGGAAUUCCAAAAGAGAAUCAAGCAAUUAGAAGUGGAAAAUGGAAAGUUGAGAAUGCAAGUUAAACAGCUUACACAAAAGACAAGACACGGAAAACUACAUGUCCAUAAUGCUAUGUGUGGAAACAUAGCCGAGCAGGAUGUUCUUGGAAUGACAUAG
This is a messenger RNA of Ylistrum balloti, 666 nucleotides long. Its product is annotated as cyclic AMP-dependent transcription factor ATF-3-like. NCBI's taxonomy places the organism in Eukaryota, Metazoa, Mollusca, Bivalvia, Pectinida, Pectinidae. The record is from RefSeq and is a predicted model, not a curated record. Gene Ontology annotation, biological process: regulation of transcription by RNA polymerase II. The transcript has 4 exons. Gene Ontology annotation, molecular function: DNA-binding transcription factor activity, RNA polymerase II-specific; RNA polymerase II cis-regulatory region sequence-specific DNA binding. Gene Ontology annotation, cellular component: nucleus. Bases 1 to 666 code for a protein of 221 amino acids.